Molecule: messenger RNA, 1407 nt
Organism: Vollenhovia emeryi
Lineage: Eukaryota; Metazoa; Arthropoda; Insecta; Hymenoptera; Formicidae
Exons: 6
Coding region: 276-1280 (334 amino acids)
Biological process (GO): microtubule cytoskeleton organization
Cellular component (GO): cilium; cytoplasmic microtubule
Molecular function (GO): microtubule binding
Source: RefSeq, a predicted model, not a curated record
AUCGCUGUUUUUCGUAACGUUGUUGCCAUCGUCGUAACUUCUACCGAUUCACCUUAUUACAAUUUUUUCAUUUACGCACGUUAACAACGACCUGAACUUAUCUAAAUGCAAUACUUUUGCGGAAAGUUUAUGCGAGCGAUGCUUGCGUGUUUAAAAUGGACGUUUAGAGGCAAAGACACAGCGGACAAAUUCCUGCGACGUUAAAGUAGUCGAAUUUUUAUAAAACAGACCCUGCGUUUCAUGCGUCACUCUUCCAUAGAUAUCUUUGUAAUGAAAUGGCACAUACGGAAUGCAACAAGUACGUCACGUGUCCCAUGUGCAAAGGAGCAGGUAAGUCCACCACGCGCACGACGAUGGAAAUGGCUUGCUUAUCUAUUCAGCAUGAGAAUGCAAAUUCACAAGUUGCAAAAACGCAAUUUAUCGAAGCAACAUGUUCCGGAGCUUCAGGAGACCUGCGUUUUCCCACGUUAUCCGACAGCAAACUUCCGAAGGAUGUUAAUCCCGCGGCCAAUUACGGGGACCAUGCGUCUAUCUUGGAGGGCGAUUGCGCGGAAGCGCCAGAGGAUCUCGCGAGUCCGCAGGAAACUUUGAAGCACGCCAUGCAGAUCUUGAGGCAGGAGCAGUGGCAGAGCAGCGUGUCGGCCCUAAUAAAGCUAACGAACGUCUCGAGGAUUCAACCGGAAUUGCUGGACGCCAAUAUGCCUCGCAUAUACCGAGCCUUGUGCAGUUUGCUGCGAAACACGAGGCCGUACGUCGUUAGAACUGUCUGCCAGGUAGCGACGGAGUUGUACAGGACGGUCCAGUGUACGCAGAGGCCGGAAUUCGACGAACUCGCGUCCGCGUUGCUCCUGAAGAGCACGCACACGAACAAGGGGAUCCGGAGCGACGCUCAACGUGCCUUGGACUCCAUGGUGACGCAUCUGCCUCCCGCAACUUGUAUUCGGAUAUUGACGAGCGAACACGGUGCUAGCCACAAGAAUCCGUUGAUACGAGCGACCGUGAGCCGAUUGCUCUAUAAUAUUAUUAAUAUCAUUCGAGUGGAAUGUUUAUUGUCAAAUCCAAAUUUCAAAGAUUCCCGCCGGAAGGUAUUCACAAUGUGCGCUAAAUUUCUUCUCGAUGGCAAUAACGAAACGAGGAAUGAUGCAAAAAAGACAUUAAAAGCGUUGAUGGGCCAUCCCGACUUCGAUACCUUAUUUUACCAGGAUGUAGACUGGAAGAUUAUUAAUAGUAUUGAAAAGCAACUAGUGUCUCUGAAGUACAGUCAGAUUCAUAGCGUGUAACAUCAUUUGUUAUCGUUAUGUACGAAAAAUGUGAUGAUAUUGUGUGUCCAGUUUUUAAAUACUGUCCAAAUAAUAAAACACAUUGGUGACACUUACAACAUUAAGUCAAUUAGGAACAUUAUUUCUU